CGCGCACCAGGCCGCGGACCGUCCGGCCUCAGGCCGCGGACAGUCCGCCCCUGCGCGGAGAAUACCACCGCGCCUCGCACCAGGCCGCGGACCGUCCGGCCCUGCGCGCGGAUCGUCCGCUCCUGUGCAGAGGACACCGCCACAGUUCUCUUGAGUAAUUGACGCCUGUAUGUUGCCGUGGCCUAGAAGAGACCAGGCAGGGAGUACCUGCCGAGACAAGUGGAGUGCUCCCUACGCAAAAAGUGUAGCAACCGGUCUACUAUAAACAACAACGCCUCGUGUCGUGCCGAUCGAACUGAGAUUGUGUAUUACACGAGUAUGAACAGACGGGGGCUCUUGGGUGGGUCUGGGCAGGGCAUCUCCGGACUCCCACACAGCUCCUCUUGGUGGCGCCCUCUGACAUCUCCUUUUUCCUCGCCUUCGAUCGGUGGCCGCCGCCCUCCUCGACUUCCGUCCCGCCGCCAUGAAGGGACCCGGCCUCUUCUCCGACAUCGGCAAGAAGGAAGGAUCUACUCACCUACGACUAGAAGCUGUCCAUCUCCACCGCCAGCGCCUCUGGAGUGGCGCCCAGACCCGGCAAUCCGUUAGAAUCCGUUCGUCGCAGAGGCCAUGAGCUCGGCGCAGGAUCCGUUCUACAUCGUCCGGGAGGAGAUCCAGGAGUCGAUUGAUAAAUUGCAAAGUACCUUCCACCGCUGGGAGCAAACUGCUUCAAACACAGGAGAAUAUGUUCAUCUGACAAAGGAGCUUCUGAUCAGCUGUGAAAGUAUCGAGUGGCAGGUAGAUGAGCUAGAAAAGACAAUCUCAGUUGCAUCAAGGGAUCCGGCAUACUAUGGACUUGAUGAAGUUGAGCUUUCCAGACGAAGAAACUGGACUGGUUCUUCUCAUAAGCAGGUCGGUACAGUCAAGAGAGCUAUUGAAAAGGGCAAGAGCAAUGCAGCAACUUCAAAAUACCAGGAUACAAGCAGGACCAACCACUAUUCUGCCCAAGAUAAUGAUGACUUUCUUUCUUCAGAAUCAGAUAGACAGCUUCUACUCAUGAGGCAGCAGGAUGAAGAACUUGAUGAGCUCAGUGAAAGUGUCCAAAGGAUUGGUGGCGUGGGACUAACCAUACACGAAGAGCUGUCUGGACAGGAAAGGAUCCUAAACGACCUAAGCUUGGAGAUGGAGACUACUUCCAACAGACUUGAUUUCGUGCAGAAAAGAGUGGCCAUGGUGAUAAAGAAGGCCGGCAUCAAGGGUCAGAUCAUGCUGAUCGUGUUCCUGAUUGUUCUGUUCAUCAUUCUUUUCGUUUUGGUGUUCUUGACAUAGCCAAGUGCACCAGGGUCCUCGGUUUUCUCUCUCAUUUGUUGUGCCUCCCUAGUACGAACACUAGUAAAUUGGUCGCGCUCCGCGUGAGUUGUUGCUUGAUGUGCUUACAUAAGAUGUAGAAUCUUGUUGCUAUAGGCAUGUAUCAACAGGUGCUAGCAGCUUGCAGUUCUCCUAACAGAAACAGGUCGAAGCAGAUUUUUUGUUCUCCAAGUGAUCAGUUUGUCCAAGGUUGUUAGGCUUUCCGUAAUCGCUUCGAGUUUGCUUUUCAA
Messenger RNA from Zea mays, 1577 nucleotides. Its product is annotated as syntaxin-61. The record is from RefSeq and is a predicted model, not a curated record. Gene Ontology annotation, biological process: Golgi vesicle transport. The coding region runs from base 610 to 1308 and encodes 232 amino acids. The transcript has 9 exons. Gene Ontology annotation, cellular component: membrane. NCBI's taxonomy places the organism in Eukaryota, Viridiplantae, Streptophyta, Magnoliopsida, Poales, Poaceae.